Messenger RNA from Phytophthora nicotianae INRA-310, 2178 nucleotides. RefSeq lists its product as hypothetical. The record is from RefSeq and is a predicted model, not a curated record. NCBI's taxonomy places the organism in Eukaryota, Oomycota, Peronosporomycetes, Peronosporales, Peronosporaceae. The coding region runs from base 1 to 2178 and encodes 725 amino acids. The transcript has a single exon.
AUGUCGAAAUACGCGAAUUGGGGCAAAGACGGCGUGAAUGGGGAGCCUUCCUCAAUGGACGUGUUACUGGAGUGGCUAGCGACACCUGGGAACGUUGAAAGGUGGCUGGUAUCAGCUGGGCAAAAGAGUUUCGUGGCAGAAGAAAUCUAUGUGUAUUUCCUGCGUCGCGGCAUCACGCAUCGCAACCGAAGCAGCAUCACCAGCAAGCUCUCGCAUUUCGUGCACCAGUUUGGAGAAGCCGAAGAAUGGCUGAAGCUAAAGAGAUGUAGCCAUUUCGAAGUGAACAGCAAAACACGACGCGAAGUGCUGCAGAUUUGUCCCUACUACAGUGAACUCGCUCCUCUGUUGCGUCCUUCAUGGACGAGAUCCCAUUCUACUAAGACCGACGUCCAACUGGGACUAAAUAUUAAGAUUGCGAGCAGUGACGAUGAAUGUAGUGAUGUUGAAAGUGAAGAUUUAGCUCAUCAGUGGACGAGGAGUGAAAGGGACAGUCUCAAAACAUACACGUUGAAUCCGAAAUGGGACUCGGAUGCCAAGGCCGGGAGACCGUCGUCCCUGGAUGUGGUAAUGGAGUGGCUUGCGAUCCCUGGGAAUGCUUGGCGCUGGUAUAAAUCGUCAGCGAAGCAUGAUGGGUCGCAACACAAGCUGGGCACUGAAGUCUACAAGCUGCUCCUCAGUCGAGGCAUCACGUAUCGUCGUAUUCCCAGUAUAAAAGCGAAGCUGGCGGGGCUACACAGGCAAUUUAUCCAAGCAGAGAAAUGUCUUGAGACUAGAGCGAUACGUCGUUGUCCAGCUAGUGUCGAUGAGAAGACCGAGCGGGAAGUGCUGAGAAUCUGCCCUCAUUACACUAAAAUUGCCCCUCUUCUCCAAUCUCGAAGCAGUGAAGCACAAAUUUUCGACACGACGGAGGAUUCAAAGGGUCAAAGUAGGGGUGACGACUCCAGCAAUAUCCGCGAAUAUGUCGUUCAAGCGAUUGCAAAACGCACGCGAUCCAAGUCUCAGUCUCCGAAAGCCAAGCGUGAAUGGGACUCGGAUAACACUAGUGACGGCCCAACGUCUCUGUUUUUACUGCUACAGUGGCUAAGAGCUCCUGGGAAUGCUAAGCGUUGGCAGCAGUCGGCAGGGAGAGAAGGUGGCGUGCGAGUUGAAUUGGCCAAAGAAAUUCACGGAAUAUUUGUCAGCCACGGUGUCAGACACCGUACCGUUCGAAGUAUUGGGAGAAAGCUUAACCGUUUGGUGCAGCAAUUUGAGGAGGCUGAGGAAUGGCUCAAGAUGAAGGGGCUCCGUCAUUUUGACGUCAGUAAGAAAACGGAAUGUGCAGUGUUGAGGAUCUGCCCGAACUACCGUGAAAUUAAGCCCUUACUACACCACGUUUCUAGCAGCAACACGGCCGCUACGGGCGCAGCAAAGGAGCCUGCGUACCCAAGUAGUUCCGAGGAGACUGAUCCAAACGAAGAUGAUGUCGGUGAUGCUUUUGAAGGUGAAUAUCGAGAUGAAGGCCUUGUCAACUCUAAAUGGAAUUCUGAUGAUGUAAAUGGAAGGCCAUCUUCGCUCAAUGUGCUGCUGAAAUGGAUCGUAACGUCGGGUAAUGCUGCGCGUUGGCAGGAAGCAGCAAGAAAAGCGGACGGGUCGCGUUUGGAACUUGCAACUGAGAUUUACGACCUGCUGUUGACGUACGGUAUCACAUAUCGCACCGCACGUGGCGCUGAAUCAAAGCUUCGGGCGUUGGAGGAGCAGUUUGAUAACGCUGAGAGCUGGCUCAUGCGUAAGGGUAUCCGCCAUUUUCAAGAUACUGCGGAGGCUGAGAGAGCGGUGCUACAGCUCUGCCCGGCUUAUUCAACGAUCGAGCCCGUUCUUCGGUCCGCACAGCUUUCGACAGUGUCCACAACGUCAGGCAACAAGGCGAUUGACAUUAGGUUUAAACCAACUGCUCGCAAUCUAACCCCUAUGCUAUCUGGGUCGAAACGAGGUCGGAACGAGCACACUCAAGAGGCAGGUGGAAAGAAAAUGAUGUCUGUGGUUGCAUUGGAAGCCGAAUCCGACGAGCGCCGAAAGUUUUUCAAAUUUGAGUUGCAAAUCAAGCGUGACGAAGCAGUUUUGGUGCGGGCUAGAGUGAGGAAGGAACUGCUCGAUUUCGGUCUUCCUCGCAGUGACGUCGAUCGACUAUUGCCUUUGUAA